Lasiosphaeria miniovina is the source of this 636-nucleotide messenger RNA. RefSeq lists its product as uncharacterized. The transcript is spliced from 4 exons. Lineage: Eukaryota; Fungi; Ascomycota; Sordariomycetes; Sordariales; Lasiosphaeriaceae. The record is from RefSeq and is a predicted model, not a curated record. Bases 1 to 636 code for a protein of 211 amino acids.
AUGCUCAAGAACAUUGACCCUAUCGUGCUUCCGGGACUGUACAAGUCUCACAUGCGCUCGUUCUAUGGCUCAGACGUUGUCACCAAGACUCUCCCCAUAACCGAAGAGCUCCAGAAGGGAUGCUCCUCGGGGGAAAACCCCAACGGCGUUUCCGUCAACUGGGCCUCGACUCUGUACCACGUCGACGGAGACAGCUACACCGAAGUCAACCCCAUCAUGUUCAGCACCUACUACGAGAACAUUGACAAGGCCGAGAUCCUGUUCCCAAAAGACUUCUACGCGGUUGCUGGCAACGGCAGCGCCAAGAGCCAGGACUACAUUGACGAGCGCAUCAACAACAUGACUUGGUGGGACAUCAAGAAGCACGCCUACGCCGCGGUCAAUGGCGGCUGCUGCCUAGCCGACAUGAAGCGUAUGCCGCAGCUGCGCUUCUCGAUCCGCUACGAUGUCCGCAAACUCAUCCCCGAAGGCUGGACCGGGCCUCCGCCGCUCAAGCUGGCAUGCGGAGUUUUCAUGCGCAUCGACGGCGCCAGGGGCGAGGGCGAGGCCGGCAGCUCGUGCUCGCCCCAAGACGCAGACCCGGGCAACGGGACCAGCGACUACAAGCAAAGCGUAGCGAUGAUGGCCAUGGCGUAG